This is a messenger RNA of Mugil cephalus (flathead mullet), 2519 nucleotides long. RefSeq names its product solute carrier family 1 member 8a (gene slc1a8a). Gene Ontology annotation, biological process: L-glutamate transmembrane transport. The transcript has 12 exons. The record is from RefSeq and is a predicted model, not a curated record. Bases 655 to 2373 code for a protein of 572 amino acids. NCBI's taxonomy places the organism in Eukaryota, Metazoa, Chordata, Actinopteri, Mugiliformes, Mugilidae. Gene Ontology annotation, cellular component: plasma membrane. Gene Ontology annotation, molecular function: neutral L-amino acid transmembrane transporter activity; L-glutamate transmembrane transporter activity; glutamate:sodium symporter activity.
GUCAGGUCCUCAGAGCAGAGCAGGAAGGAAGGGAAGCUAGUGGCAGGAGAGGAAACCAGGCCGAGUGUAAUCCUCAUCAAAGCUGCUUUAAUGACCAGGAGGAGGAGCCAGCUGACCCCGCCCCUUCCUCUGAGCUGACUCCUCCUCCUCCUGCAUCGAUCUGAUCGACUGUCAAAGCUCUGGGACGUCCACCCUGAAACUAGGAAGCUGUCCUCUCUGCUGGACUGAAGGACGGACGUUUCACGACAGGUUUGGUACCAACAGAUAUAAUUAACCAGGUCUCCUGAUCCAGUUUGUCCACUCUGCAGUAAACUGUGACUCUUCCAGACCCUGACUGAGUCCAUGAAGAGUCCGGCAGCUCCAUCUGAACCUGCAGGAUCUUCAGAGCUCUUCACCUGGACCCGUCCAGGCCAACGGGAGCCAAACCGAAACCCGAGACGGGGUCCAGCUGCCACAACAAAGGAGUGUGAGGUUUUCUUCCACCUCUUUAAGCCUCUUAUUCCUGUAAUUCUGUUGCCGGGCUGCCUCGGCUCUGAUCGGUGAUCAUUUAAUCCCUCCGUGGAAAGGUUAACUUGUCUUUGGCUCUCGCCCGGUUCGUCACCCUGCCAGCCUCGGACUCAGACGCAGGACGGCCGGCAGCAGAUCUGGGAAGACAUGGAGGAGCUUCUGUUACCGAAUGGUGAAGACGAGGCUCCGUCGGACAGCGGCUCGUACGCUCCGGGGGACGCCAGGAGGACGAGGUGGGGCCGGGCCAAGACCUUCCUCCAGGACGCCAUGAAGGGGGAACUGCAGAGGACGGUGAGGGAUUUCAUAAAGAGGAACGGGCUGCUGACGCUGUCCGUCAUCGCCGUCAUCACCGGCUGCACCCUGGGCUUCAUGCUGAGAGGAACUCACCUGUCCACUCAGGCUAAGAUCUACUUCUCUUUCCCUGGAGAGCUGCUGAUGAGGAUGCUGAAGAUGCUCAUCCUCCCUCUCAUCACGUCCAGUUUGAUGUCAGGUCUGUCGUCGAUGGAGUCGAAGGCGUGCUGCCGGAUGGGCGUCCUCACCGUCACCUACUACCUGUGGACCACCUUCAUCGCUGUUGUGGUCGGCAUCAUGCUCGUCCUCAUCAUCAAACCUGGCGUGGGGACGGACAUGGAGAGCAACCGUCUGGGUGGGGGCCCUGUCAUGACCUCGGCUGAUGCCCUGCUCGACCUAAUCAGAAACAUGGUUCCCUCCAACCUGAUCGAGGCCACGUUCCAGCAGUACAAAACCGACCUGGUUCCUAUCCUUAAAGUCCCGACCAAAACCAUCCAGCCAAACUUCGUGUACGUCAUCCCGGACGACAGCGACCCCAAAGGCCGGACGGUGUUUCUGGAGCUGACCCCGCCCCCGGAGAUCAUGUACAAGACGAGUCCCGGCAGCAGCCAGCAGAUGAAUGUCCUCGGCAUCGUCAUCUUCUCCGCCACCAUGGGUCUGUUGUUGGGUCGGAUGGGAGAACGAGGAGCUCCACUGGUCAACGUCUGUCAGUGCAUCAACGAAUGUGUCAUGAAGAUCAUCAACGCGGCCGUGUGGUACUUCCCGUUUGGGAUCAUCUUCCUGGUGGCUGGGAAGAUCCUGGACAUGCAGGACCCGAGCACCCUGGGGAGGAAGCUGGGCUGGUACGGCAUCACGGUUCUGGCCGGCCUCUUCGUCCACGGACUCGUCCUCCUCCCUCUCUUCUACUUCAUCCUCACCAGGAAGAACCCAUUCAGCUACAUCCGAGGGCUCCUGCAGGCCAUGGUGAUCGCCCUGGCCACGUCCUCCAGCUCGGCCACGCUGCCCAUCACCAUGAAGUGUUUGUUGGAGAACUGCCACGUGGACCGUCAGAUCGCUCGCUUCGUCCUCCCGGUGGGAGCGACCAUCAACAUGGACGGCACGGCGCUCUACGAGGCCGUGGCGGCCAUCUUUAUCGCCCAGGUUAACGACUAUGAGCUGGACUUUGGCCAGUUAGUCACCAUCAGCAUCACGGCCACAGCUGCCAGCAUCGGUGCCGCCGGCAUCCCUCAGGCUGGUCUGGUUACCAUGGUGAUCGUCCUCACAUCUGUGGGCCUGCCUCCGGAUGACAUCACGCUCAUCGUGGCCAUUGAUUGGAUCCUCGACAGGUUUCGAACCAUGAUCAACGUCCUGGGCGACGCCCUGGCGGCAGGAAUCAUCGCUCACCUGUGUCGGAAAGACUUCCCCCUCAGUGGAACAGGAAAGUCCGUGCCGUCUUAUGGGACGCAGAAUCCUCACAACGGCUCCCACAGCGUGAACGUCCCCAUGACCGAGAUCCACUCUCACAAAGACGCCAUGUUUGACUCGGCGGAGCACGGCCACGCCCACACCGUCUACUACAACAUCUGCCAGGUGUGAGCACGGCCACGCCCACACCGUCUACUACAACAUCUGCCAGGUGUGAGCACGGCCACGCCCACACCGUCUACUACAACAUCUGCCAGGUGUGAGCAUGGCCACGCCCACACCGUCUACUACAACAUCUGCCAGGUGUGAGUCCGGCG